UGCGAGCAGUAAGGAGACGUCUAGUGUUUCCGAGCGUUCACAAAGGUUGCAACUCAGAAGAGGGCGAAGGAGGUGGGGGAAAAGACGAUCCAUUGGCAUUAGACCCAGCUACUGGCACCAGGACUCGGAGCUUUCCUCCGAGUAACCACCUGCAGAAAACGCGCUUCCCCACCCCUGAACCGCCCGUCUCUAACAUGUGUCGGAUCUAAUAUUGACUGUGGCUCAGAGCGGACAAGGAAUAUUCUACCGAUUCGGUGGAUGUAUCCAGGUGCUUUCUUUUUGUGGAGAUGCACACGAUUAUGAGUUUUCGUUCUUUGUUUCUGCCUCUCUUCUGGGGCUUAACGGCCGGAGGGUCCCAGAGUGUGCAGAUAGGGGGUCUUUUCCCAAGGGGCGCGGAUCAGGAGUACAGUGCUUUUCGGAUAGGGAUGGUUCAAUAUGUUACCCCCGAAUUCAGACUGACGCCCCACAUUGACAAUCUGGAAGUAGCAAACAGUUUCGCUGUCACCAAUUGUUUCUGUUCCCAGUUCUCCAGAGGGGUCUACGCCAUAUUUGGUUUCUACGACAAGAAGUCUGUCAACACGAUAACGUCGUUCUGUGGCACCCUCCAUGUGUCCUUCAUCACGCCCAGCUUCCCGCUGGACGGAACCCAACAGUUCAUCAUCCAGAUGCGUCCAGACAUCAAGGGGCCCCUUCUCAGCCUCAUCGAGUACUACAAGUGGGAGAAGUUCGCCUACCUGUACGACAGUGACCGAGGUCUGACCACACUCCAGGUGGUGCUGGACACAGCGGCGGAGCGGAAGUGGCACGUGACGGCCAUCAAUGUGGGAAACAUGAAGGACGAGCGCAAAGAUGAGGCCUACCGCUCACUCUUCCAGGACCUGGAGACCAAGCAGGAGAAGAGGGUCAUCUUGGACUGUGAGCAGGACAAGGUCAAGGACAUCAUGGAACAGGUCAUCACCAUCGGUCGACAUGUGAAGGGAUAUCAUUACAUCAUUGCAAACUUGGGCUUCAUGGAUGGAGACUUAUCAAAGAUCCAGUAUGGAGGAGCGAAUGUCUCUGGGUUCCAGAUUGUUGACUUUGAUGACCCCAUGGUAUCCAAGUUUGAUCAGAUGUGGGACACACUGGAGGAGAAAGAGUAUCCAGGAGCAGACAGUAAAAUCCGGUACACCUCUGCGCUGACAUAUGAUGCGGUGCACGUGAUGACGGAGGCCUUCCGCUACCUGCAAAAACAGCGCAUCGACAUCUCCCGCCGCGCCAACACUGGAGACUGCCUGGCCAACCCAGCUGUGCCCUGGCAACAGGGCGUUGAGAUUGAGCGCGCUCUUAAACAGGUGAAAGUUGAGGGACUCACAGGAAAUAUCCAGUUUGACCAACACGGGAAGAGAGUGAACUACUCAGUGAAUAUCAUGGAGCUGAAGAAUAAUGGACCAGUCAAGAUUGGAUACUGGAAUGAGGUUGACAAAAUGGCGGUCACAAAAUCAGAUCUGUUUCCCAAUGACACCAUGGGUUUGGAAAACAAGACUGUGAUAGUAACAACAAUUCUUGAAGCUCCAUAUGUGAUGCUAAAGAAGAACGCAGACAUGUUUGUGGACAAUGAGCGGUACGAGGGCUACUGUGUAGACCUGGCUGCUGAGAUCGCCAAGCACUGUGGCUUCAAGUACCAGCUCAAAAUUGUGGGAGAUGGGAAGUAUGGCGCUCGUGACGCUGAGACAAAGAUCUGGAAUGGAAUGGUUGGAGAGCUAGUUUAUGGGAAAGCUGAUGUGGCGAUAGCACCUCUCACUAUUACCCUGGUCCGAGAAGAGGUUAUUGACUUCUCCAAGCCUUUCAUGAGCCUGGGCAUCUCCAUUAUGAUCAAGAAGCCCCAGAAGUCCAAGCCGGGGGUCUUCUCCUUCCUGGACCCGCUGGCUUACGAGAUCUGGAUGUGCAUUGUGUUUGCCUACAUUGGCGUGAGCGUGGUGCUCUUCCUGGUCAGCCGAUUCAGCCCCUACGAGUGGCACACAGAAGAGUACGAGGACGGACAGAUCCAGACCAGCGAGUCGACCAACGAGUUUGGGAUAUUCAACAGCCUCUGGUUCUCCCUGGGGGCCUUCAUGAGACAGGGCUGUGACAUCUCACCCAGGUCUCUGUCUGGACGUAUUGUCGGAGGUGUGUGGUGGUUCUUCACCUUAAUCAUAAUCUCGUCCUACACGGCUAACCUGGCUGCCUUCCUGACUGUGGAGAGAAUGGUGUCUCCCAUCGAGAGCGCCGAGGACCUGGCUAAACAGACUGAGAUCGCUUAUGGCACGCUAGACUCCGGAUCAACCAAAGAGUUCUUCAGGCGUUCUAAAAUUGCCCUUUUUGAUAAAAUGUGGACAUACAUGCGCGGCGCAGAGCCCUCUGUGUUUGUCAAAACGACGGCCGAGGGGGUGAUGCGGGUGCGCAAGUCCAAGGGCAAGUACGCCUACCUGCUGGAGUCCACCAUGAACGAGUACAUCGAGCAGCGCAAGCCCUGCGACACCAUGAAGGUCGGGGGCAACCUGGACUCCAAGGGAUACGGCAUCGCCACGCCAAAAGGAUCUUCAUUAAGAAAUGCGGUUAACCUCGCAGUUCUAAAACUGAAUGAACAAGGCCUCUUGGACAAAUUGAAAAACAAAUGGUGGUACGACAAAGGAGAGUGCGGCAGCGGGGGAGGUGAUUCCAAGGAGAAGACCAGUGCACUCAGCCUGAGCAACGUGGCUGGCGUAUUCUACAUCCUGGUGGGCGGUCUGGGCCUGGCCAUGCUGGUGGCCUUGAUCGAGUUCUGUUACAAGUCGCGCGCCGAAGCCAAGCGCAUGAAGGUGGCAAAGAAUACACAGAAUAUUAACCCCUCUUCCUCGCAGAAUUCACAGAAUUUUGCCACUUAUAAGGAAGGGUACAACAUGACCUUCACGGACGCGAUGCGGAGUAAAGCGCGGUUGUCCAUCACGGGCAGCACGGGGGAGAAUGGGCGAGUGAUGACUCCUGAGUUUCCCAAAGCAGUGCAUGCGGUGUCCUAUGGUGGCCCUGGGGGCAUGGCCAUGAACGUCAGCCUCACCGAUCUCUCCUAACGGAACACUACACAGCCAGUGCCUUACGCUCCACAGCAGUCUCUCCUGUUAUUCUGCCACUGUUUAUUUCACAUACCACCUCCUCUCUCUCUCUCUCUUUCUCUCUCUCUUUUCUUUUGACUGCCUUUAUUUCAUAUCCCUUAUCUCUCUUUCUCUCUUUGUUUUCUGUGUAUUUCAUCUCUGAUUCCCUCACUCUCUAUUAUCUCGUAUUGUCUUGUUCUGUUCUUUCUCUCUCUCUUUUUCCUAUUUACCUUGGUUGAAUGGCUUUCAGUUGAUAUCACAGAGAUAUUUUUUUCUCUGUCCUUUGUCAAAGAAAGGCCCCCUUCUCUUAUUGGUAUUGGAUUCUAUGGAUACAAAGGAAUGCCUUGUCUUUGUGCACCAACGACAUCAUUCCGAUCCCUUAUCUUUUAAAAAUGUUGAUUUUAUUUCAUUUAUUAAUCUUUUUGUGAUCUGGAGAUGCAGUUUGACUGACGUCCACAGCUGCUCUGGAAAGACCUGCACUUGAAACUAGGAGAUUGGAAUGAUUGGGGUCUCAUUGUUACGACACAUCUGUUUCCGUAGCUACUACAACAAGAUUAUGAAUCCAUUUUAACUCAAGCACAUGUGACUUCAUCUGCAUCAGGAUGUGAAAAUGUUUUCUUCUUUUUUUUAAUAAAAUUAUAAUAAAAAAACUAAAAAUGUUUUUAUGUAUUUUCACAAACAGAUGGCUUUUAAAUAAUGCUUACAUACCAGUUAAAAAUGUGUGUUUAAUAUAUAUAUAUAUAUAUAUAUAUAUAUAUAUAUAUUUUUGAAAACAUGUAAAAAAAAAUAUUAAUACUUAAUAAAAAAUACAAAAAAUACAUAAAAAUAAAAAACGGCCUAGCUACUAGUAUAAUAUUUUUAAAGCCAAAUAUGUUACUUAUUGGGGUGAAACACUUAGGUCAUGUAAUUUAUGUUUUUUUUCUCUGUGUCUUCUAUUUUAACAUUCAGUGGAAAUAUGAAAAACAAAUCUACUUAGCAGUGCUUGACAUUUAAAAUCACAUGUCUUAUUUUUUGUAUGCUGUUUCCCCCCCUUUUUUUGGUGACACAGUUCUUUGUUUUCCUUGUGUGUGUUUGCUUUAAGACAUUUUUGCUGUUUGUGUUUUCUUUGCCAAGGGUCAGGGUAGCAGUUUCACUUUCAGACAUUUUAAAAGCAGUUUACACAUUAUGAAUGCAAAAAAAUAAAUAUGACAUUACUGCAUAUGUUUUGCUGUGACGUAGGAGUAUACACAUCAACAAAAUUGCCAAAUAAUCUGGCGUGCCAAAAGUAGACAUGACUAUAGUCCCAAGUAUAGCCAGUCGCUGUCAUCAAAAUGAAUGUAGUGGGCGCAUUCUUUAAGUUUUGUAAUUAAAUGUACAGUUUGAUGGCUAGUGCAGUGGUUUUUACUGACAGGCUUUCUGUUAUGUUUUAAAUCUGAUCGCAGUGCAAGGUCAUGUUUGCUGCAUGUCACAUCUUAUAAUUUCCUUUGCAAUGAAACUGUUAUCUAUUACCGUCAGAAUAAUCUGUUAUCGGUGAGAUGUUGAGUUUGUGAGACAAUAAUGACAAACUUCUAAUGGAUUUUCUCAUCUACAUCUCAAUAUCCUCCAUGCUCCAGUUUUGGACACUUGCUGUGCCCUUUCAAAAACUUAAUUUAAUAAUCUUUAUUUUCAUUUUAUUAUUUCCGUUGACAGUGUCAUUAAGCUGUAUGCUUGUAAUUGCAAUUUAAUCAGUUUACAAUUGUAAUGACAUGUCUAAUAUACAGUAGCUAAAUAUAUAUACAUAUAUAUAAACAUACAUAUACAUAUAUUACAAAUUAAUCCACUCUCACAGCAUUUAGAUAUUGUGAGAAUGUAUAUUUUUAAGUCCCCAUACAGAAUUUAGAUUGUUUUUAGCCCUUGUUCCACAUGCCACCAAGCCUUGGUACAUGUCCCCUGUUCAAAAAGCAGCAGGAACUUCUUUUGUAUCACAGGAUUUGCUUUCUCUACAAACACAAAAACAUGGGCGCACACACGCACACACAGUGCUGAUGUUUCUCUGCGAUCAUGUUCACCAGUUAGUCUCGAUUCCAUGAGGUUCUGUUCAUUAGGUUUCCAAUGCCACUGCAUUUCUGGACAACAUAUUUGGACAUUUUGUAAAUGAAUGUGUGCCAACUCGUUUUAUUUUUGGGACUCUUUCUAAAUAAAAAAAGUGACUAAUAA
Molecule: messenger RNA, 5261 nt
Organism: Alosa alosa (allis shad)
Lineage: Eukaryota; Metazoa; Chordata; Actinopteri; Clupeiformes; Clupeidae
Gene: gria2b
Product: glutamate receptor, ionotropic, AMPA 2b
Exons: 16
Coding region: 288-3065 (925 amino acids)
Biological process (GO): modulation of chemical synaptic transmission; monoatomic ion transport; synaptic transmission, glutamatergic
Cellular component (GO): dendritic spine; postsynaptic membrane; plasma membrane
Molecular function (GO): transmitter-gated monoatomic ion channel activity involved in regulation of postsynaptic membrane potential; AMPA glutamate receptor activity
Source: RefSeq, a predicted model, not a curated record